AUGGUUCGAAUGGCAAACAACGACUAUCGUGGGCCAGACAUCUUGGGCAUGCAGGAAUUCUUCCGUGGCCCUCCUACGAUGAACAUGUCAAGCGCGGCGAUGAACCAAAUACAACGCGACUCAGUCAAGAAUGUCAUAAUAGGCUUCAAGACCGACACCACUAAGGGAAAGCAUGAUGCGAACUUACAUACCGAUCACCUCGAGCCGGGCAGGUAUAUCGCAGAGAAGCGCAGCGGCUACAUCCUACCAACGUUCGACGACCUCUUGCGUGGCCUCCAUCAUCUACCGUCUGGUCUCGAUGCUCGCGGCCUCACAGAGUGUUUGAGGUGGUAUCUCGAGUUCCGCAACUCUUUUACGCCUAAACUUGACUUGAAUGUCCUCUAUACUCAAGCUCUAAUCCGUGCCCUUCGUAUCCCUUUGAAGCGAUUCGGUCCCCAAAAUCUAGACUGCAAUGCGCUUGAAGAGUGGAAGGUAUGGGGGAAAUUCGAAGAACGAAAGGUAUUUUACGAAUCAGCGAAGCCAGCAUCAGCCAAGAUCAACAAUACGGGGCAGAAAAGGUCGCAACUUCACAUGAAUCUGGAUGACCACGAAGUCAAACUUAAUAUCCAGCUGCCACUCCGUCACAUCCUCGUCUUCCCUUUUCUUGCGCUACACGGUGUUGUAGGUGAAGCGCUCAAGCUUGGGAUCGAGAAAGCCGAGAACCGCAAGGCCGAAAGGAAGAGCGCAGAAGGACGAAGGAUGUUGGAAGCCAGGUGGGCUACCAAAUCAGCUAGUGAUACUGGUUUAGGAGCGAAUAACCAAGAGAUGAACGCUGAACAAGCACAGAAGAUGGUGGUGGCGCCCGAACCAGCCGUGAAAGCAGAGGGAAAGACAAAGCAAUCUUAUUUUAUUCCAGAACGCGUCCUUACGACCGAAGCACUACGUUCUCUUGCGCCAGCACCGAAGAAACCUCUGACUGCACCGCCAGCAGAUGGAGGACCACUCGGUCACCGCGGACCGCCUGGACCACUAGUUGCAGUGCUAUCGGCACAAGCUUCUGCUAGACAGCCUUCCAUGCCACCUGUAUCUACGCAUCUCGACAGGCCUCAGGGUGUACAGGCACCGUCCCCUGCAUAUGCGCCUCAUUCAGCAUAUGGACGGAGGGGGUAUGAGUCGACAAGGCCGACAGAUCAGCGUGAUAAGAGGGGAGGUAGUGGUGGUGCGAGAUACUAUUAG
Messenger RNA from Alternaria postmessia, 1215 nucleotides. RefSeq lists its product as uncharacterized. Lineage: Eukaryota; Fungi; Ascomycota; Dothideomycetes; Pleosporales; Pleosporaceae. The transcript is spliced from 2 exons. Bases 1 to 1215 code for a protein of 404 amino acids. The record is from RefSeq and is a predicted model, not a curated record.